Molecule: messenger RNA, 3463 nt
Organism: Physeter macrocephalus (sperm whale)
Lineage: Eukaryota; Metazoa; Chordata; Mammalia; Artiodactyla; Physeteridae
Gene: NCOA5
Product: nuclear receptor coactivator 5
Exons: 8
Coding region: 519-2099 (526 amino acids)
Biological process (GO): regulation of signal transduction
Cellular component (GO): nucleoplasm
Source: RefSeq, a predicted model, not a curated record
AUAUUAAUAAGGCAGCGGAAAGAAGAAAUAUGAAUACGGCUCCAUCAAGACCCAGCCCCACACGAAGCAUGGAGCGCAUGGUGGGGGAUCAGCAUCACACAGCAGCCGGCCAUUUAGAGAAUGGUAUUUGUGGACAGUAUCUGUGACAGAACAGAAGUACGAAGAGCUGAUGAAGGAUUUUUUUCAGGAGCAAAAAAAAAAGCCUGGCCUCCCAAGGAAAAUAUUACUGUGAACAGAAAGAAAAAAAGGAGAUGCUGACAAAGAAUAGGACAGAGGCCUUCCUCCCUAACCUUCUGUACAGCCAAGGCCAAAGAACACCAUCCUGGGCUUGAGGUCUCAGUCUCUAGACAAAGAGAAGCUAAAAGUCCAUCAGUUGUCCAAGAUAAUCAUCUUAUCAGGAUCCAUAUGGUUUUGGAGACAGCCGAGAUACAAGACGCGAUCGAUCCCCCAUUCGAGGAAGUCCAAGAAGAGAGCCCAGGGAUGGCAGAAAUGGCCGGGAUGCUCGAGAUAGCAGAGACAUGCGAGACCCCCGAGAUUUGCGGGACCACAGAGAGAGCAGAGACAUUCGGGAUCACAGAGACAGCAGGAGUAUGCGUGAUGCUCGGGACAUGAGGGAUCCUAGAGACUUUCGUGACCUAAGAGACUCUAGGGAUUUUCGAGAUCACCGGGACCCCAUGUACGACAGAUACAGAGAUAUGAGAGACUCCCGAGAUCCCAUGUACAGGAGAGAAGGCUCUUACGACCGAUACCUGCGAAUGGAUGACUAUUGCAGGAGGAAGGAUGACUCUUACUUUGACCGUUACAGAGACAGCUUUGACGGACGAGGCCCUCCAGGCCCAGAAAGUCAGUCUCGUGCAAAAGAGCGUUUGAAACGUGAGGAACGGCGUAGAGAAGAGCUUUAUCGUCAGUAUUUUGAGGAAAUCCAGAGACGCUUUGAUGCUGAGAGGCCUGUUGAUUGUUCUGUGAUUGUGGUCAACAAGCAGACUAAAGAUUAUGCUGAAUCUGUGGGGCGGAAGGUUCGAGACCUAGGCAUGGUAGUGGACUUGAUCUUCCUCAACACAGAGGUGUCACUGUCACAAGCCUUGGAGGAUGUUAGCAGGGGAGGGUCUCCCUUUGCUAUUGUCAUCACCCAGCAACACCAGAUUCACCGCUCCUGUACAGUCAACAUCAUGUUUGGAACCCCACAAGAGCAUCGCAACAUGCCCCAGGCAGAUGCCAUGGUGCUGGUGGCCAGAAAUUAUGAGCGCUAUAAGAAUGAGUGCCGGGAGAAGGAACGCGAGGAGAUUGCCAGACAGGCAGCCAAGAUGGCCGAUGAAGCCCUCCUCCAGGAAAGAGAGCGGGGAGGCCCUGAGGAGGGACUGCGCGGGGGGCACCCUCCAGCCAUCCAGAGCCUCAUCAACCUGCUGGCCGACAACAGGUACCUCACUGCUGAAGAGACCGACAAGAUCAUCAACUACCUUCGAGAGCGGAAGGAGCGGCUGAUGAGGAGCAGCGCCGACUCUCUGCCUGGCCCGAUUUCCCGUCAGCCACUCGGGGCGACCUCGGGUGCCUCGUUGAAGACACAGCCAAGCUCCCAACCGCUCCAGAGCGGCCAAGUGCUCCCCUCUGCUACACCCACUCCAGCGGCACCCCCCACCUCCCAGCAAGAGCUUCAGGCCAAAAUCCUCAGCCUCUUCAAUAGUGGCACGGUUGCGGCCAAUAGCAGCUCUUCAUCCCCCUCAGUUGCUGCCGGAAACACCCAGAACCAGAAUUUUUCCAUAGCAGCGAACAGCCAGCCUCAGCAAAGAUCACAGGCCUCUGGCAAUCAGCCUCCAAACAUUUUGGGACAGGCAGGAUCUGCUCGGAACAUGGGCCCCAGGCCUGGGGCUCCUUCCCAGGGGCUCUUUGGCCAGCCUUCCACUCGCCUGGCGCCCGCCAGCAACUUGGCUAGCCAGAGGCCCGUGUCUUCCACAGGUAUCAACUUUGACAAUCCAAGUGUACAGAAGGCUCUGGACACUCUGAUCCAGAGUGGCCCUGCUCUCUCCCACCUGGUUAGCCAGACCACAGCACAGGUGGGGCGGCCCCAGGCCCCCAUGGGAUCAUACCAGAGGCAUUACUGAGGCUAAAUCUCAACUACCCCUGGUCCCCUCUUCCUCUGGCCUCCCACCUAUUGCGUUCUAAAUAGAGUUAUUUGGAAGAUGUUCUCUACACCUAUCCAGGUCCACAUCGAAUGUCGUAAGUUUCUACCAUCUGCUCUCUUCUGCCCGAGGCUAUGUUGCUUACCCUUUCCAGAGUCCAAGUUUAUACUGCACUGGAGGUGUAUUUUGUUGGUGGUGGGGUGGGGGUUUGGGGGGAUUUGUUUUUGUUUUCUUGUGGGUUUUUUUGGUAGAAAGUAAAUAUCUCUGGGGUCAUGGGCAGUAUAGGUGUCUGGGCUCCAUUUGUAUUUCAGUUGUCUUUCUGUCAGCUGGAUGUGGGGCGGGGGAGGAAGAAGCAGCCGAGCCCCAGCUGGGUGAGCUUGGGGUAGCAUUUUCAUGUUGAGAGCCACUGCCUUUGUUCAUUCUGAACCUACCACGGGUGUCCAGCCUCGCACAGGCCCACCAGAGCUCGAGCUCCUGUCUGUAGCUCCUGUGUAGGGUUCCAGAGCAGCAGGUUGGGCUUGGUGGGUACGGUGUCCUCUUACCCCAUCCCACAUAACGUGGGGUCUGCUUGAGGACUCAGAAGCCGGCUGGCUACUCAACUACUGGAGUUGUUGAGGGGCCAAGCCGGCCGCUUUUCUGCCUGACCCAGGGUUGUUGGUUUUUGGUUUUCUCUUUUUUUCUGUUUGGCUUUCAUUUCAAUGAAAGAUCUCCCGUGGACUGCACAGCUCCAGUCACCAGCAGUUUAACACAAACUGUGAAUCUGGGCCCCAGCCACUCUUACCCCCUAAUAUUUCUGUUAGCCUCUCCCUCACCAGUUGUAGUUUCAUGGAAUCGGCUCUGAGAAGGCAACUCUAGACUCUGGCAGUGAACACCCAUUUUCUUCAGUGAUUGCUUUGAGCUCUGGCUCAAAAAUCAGGCUCCUGUUCUGUUUUCUAAGCAGCAGGAGAUAGGGACCAUUUUGAUGUCAGACUUUUGGUAGCUGGACAUGUUCUUGAUACAGGAGGCUGUUCAUAAUUUUUUGAGCCAGAGUGAAGUUACUAGAGGGAGGACUUAUGGCUGCUGCUCUACAUGGAAACAAAGGAAGCUGCCCUCUCCCUAGGGAUGGUGCUCAUUAGAGCCUUGUGGAUCAGUCUCAAGGGGCCCCUGGCAGAAACGAGGGAGAGCAGUGACUUCACCUGAGUCCCUGCCAGUGCCUGAGUAAACAGUGGUUUCAAAAAACUCAAGGUCCCCAGAUGGCAGCAUUUUAUGUUCUGACCUGUUUGUGUUAUAUAGUGUUUUUUUUCCUCUUUGGAACUUUUGUGUUGUUAAUAAGAUGAGAUGAUUACUUUUUAAUUAAAACGAAAAAG